Messenger RNA from Cantharellus anzutake, 696 nucleotides. RefSeq lists its product as uncharacterized. The transcript has 2 exons. NCBI's taxonomy places the organism in Eukaryota, Fungi, Basidiomycota, Agaricomycetes, Cantharellales, Hydnaceae. The record is from RefSeq and is a predicted model, not a curated record. Bases 1 to 696 code for a protein of 231 amino acids.
AUGCCGCCCCUGAUGCAACAACCUGCGCCUUUAACCAUCGGUUCUCCAGCUCUUUCAGACAUGGAAGUGAAGUGUGACGAUGCAGAAGGAAUCACUCUAGUUGCCUUAACUCCUGAUAGGAAAGACGGGAUAUGCACAGGUGCUUCAGCUGCGUCCGGUUUAAUGGAAGACAACGACGAUCUUGCGAUGGCAUCUAAUGAUGCGGAAGAGACCCAGGCCGAUGAAUAUCUUGAAGGCGACGGGCUUGAAAGGUCUUCCUUUGAUGAGAUAAAACAAGAUGAUGCCCCUGAUCCAUUCCAUCGGCGCUAUUCGCAACUCCCCUUCUUUGAGUGGUCUUCGUUUGCCUUAUCACCCCCUCCUGAAAGCGAUAUUGCCGAUCAAAAAUUUUACACGGCUGGGAAAAUCUUGGAAUGGAUUCCGAAAGACGUAAUGGGAGAGGUUCUCUGUCCAGAUGAUGACCUCGCCUACGAGGGUGUGUGGCCGUACUCGGGUAAAACGCCGCAACUACGUAGUUUCAGUCGAAAGAGGCCGUGGAUGGAGCGUGAUGGGCGUUGUGGUGGGCUCGAAGAAAGUCUACCAACACCGACGUCGAAUGAGAAACUAUACAGGAGAAGACAGAGGCUAUUCCCCGAUCGAGCUGGCUCGCCUGGACUCUGCCGUCGUGCCCGCCUGAAUGGGAAAAGAUCUCAGGCUUAA